Messenger RNA from Neurospora tetraspora, 3697 nucleotides. RefSeq names its product armadillo-type protein. Gene Ontology annotation, cellular component: cytoplasm. The transcript is spliced from 2 exons. The record is from RefSeq and is a predicted model, not a curated record. Gene Ontology annotation, biological process: chromatin remodeling. Bases 190 to 3558 code for a protein of 1122 amino acids. NCBI's taxonomy places the organism in Eukaryota, Fungi, Ascomycota, Sordariomycetes, Sordariales, Sordariaceae.
UGGGUAAACAUCAACAACCUGAACCCACCUCACUGAACUUUCCAUCGCAAACUGUCCCGUCGCCAAACGAAUAUGCAACCUCCAAUUCCUCAAAAUUCUGGCCAUUUCCAUCCUACAGGUCGCACCUUGGCGUCCACAAGAAGAACCAAACUGAUGGACGGCAUCUGAUAAUGCGCAAAAUCAAUCAACAUGGCCACCACCAUCGCAACCCCUGGUCCGCGUAAUGACUUCUUCAAGCAGCUCAGGACGGUCUGUGUCCCCUUGAGUCGCCUCGCGCUCCAGUCAACAGACAAGGCGGCUGCUUCCAAAGAAAUCUUCACUCUGGUCGAGUCGCUUAGUGGCUUAUGGGCAGCUCAAGUGAGCAGUGAUGCCACCGUUCUGGAUGAGAAGCUGGCCGAAUAUACCUUCUUCCCUGUCAGCCAUCUGCUCCGCUUCCAUGAUCAGUUCCCGAUACGCGUAAUCGAAGCCAUCAUCAAGCUGCUAAGGUUCCUCAUCCAAUACGGCUGGAAGCAGAAGAUCUCGGAGGACCUGGCCAUACAGCUGCUCUUCUUCUUCUCCUUCACCAUUGGCGGUAGUCCGGGGCAGGCCAAGAAGCGUGAUGUGCCCGAGGAAACCGUCGUGGAAGGAUUCAAAGCUCUCGAGGUUCUCAUUACCGCGAUAGGGCCCUCCAACUUACUGGCAAGUAAGGCACCCGAUGAGCAAAAUGAGACAGUGUCCGCAUUGGGUCCUGCUAUUACGGUCAUGCUGGAUGGCAUCACCGAUGGUGUUGCCCCUGCCGUCCAGCUGGAAGCACUGCAAUGCUUGCAAGCUGUUUACACUACAACACGCAAUCAGCAUGUCCUUGCCAGGUUUCUUCCGGGUACGGUGUCCUCGCUCACCAAAGUCCUGGCACCGCCGCUUCAACAAAAGACACAGAGGAGGGUUCUUGUGCGAUGCUUACAGGUCCUCAAUAUCGUUCUUGUGAACGUGCUGAGUGACAUCAAGGUUCGCGGAAUCUUGAAGCAGAUUGAAACGGAAGACAAAGCGAAACAGACCGCUCAGCCCAGCGGUGGCACGGAAAAGCCUCAAACUGAACUGACACCCGCUUGGCUCAGGGCUACGACAGCUCAGAUCAAAAUCGCCUUGGCCGCAGCGCUCAAAGUACGAACUCAUGAGGCUCAGGACGUCCAGUCAGCUGUCAGCAAGUUCUGUAUCAGCUUGUUGGACGAAUGUCACUUAUCACUAGCCAACUGCCAGGCGAUCCUAGUAGAGAGCGCAAUGAUGGUCGAGAACGAAGAGACCGAACGGUCAAUGCUCGAGACUAGCUUGCAGGAUCUUGCGGCUAUACACCCCGAGUUGGGCGAUUGUAUUCAGGCUACGCUAUACAACUGGGUUACUAGCCUCCCCAGGUUGAUUCAGUCUAAUGAUGAGCGCAUCAAGCAACUUGCAGUUAGAAAUAUCCUCAGAGGCUCCAGGAUGGCUUCAGGCAUGGGAAUGGACUCGUCGACACUGAAUGAUUCGUUAGGCGAUUCCCUGCGGGACAGCAUAGUUGCCCUGGUCAAGAGCUCAAAGCCCUCGAAGGUGGUGGGAGAUGUUGAUGAGAAUACUCUGUCUACAGCCACUGACCUUACUGUGUCACGACCUGACAUUCAGUCAUACCCUCCAGUUUUGCUGGACUCGGAGGGCAUUAAGUCGACAAGAGCAGAAAUCACCAAGCUGAUAGCCAACAUUGGCUCACCAGCUCAGCAGACAAAGCUAGCCGCUGCCAUGCUAGGUUAUUUACGAGACUCCGAAGGCGUCGAGCAAAUCGCCUCAUACUGGCUCGCCUUUGAGCUUCUCAAGACCACGUAUAACAGCACAUCGGAUAUGGAAGACCUGUUGGACAUGUCUUCUCUCGAUGAGAACCAAUACCAAGAACAGGUGUUCCAGGAGCUCUACGAUUUCUCUGCGUCCAUCUUGGCUUCCCAUUCAGACGCACAAGACAACGACUGGCGUAUCGAGGCGAUUGCUCUCGAAGUGACUGCUUUUGCGGCAUCCAGGAUGAAGGAGGAUUUCCGGCCGGAGCUGAUCGACGUGCUCUACCCUGUCACCACAUUCCUCGGGUCGUCCACACCCCAACUGCGCAGUCAUGCCAUCACUACACUGAAUGUGAUAGCGGCCUCUUGCGGAUACAAGAGCGUCUCGGAGCUAGUUGUCGAUAACGCAGAUUACAUGGUCAACUCUAUCUCUCUCCGCCUCAACACCUUUGACAUCUCACCAGCCUCCACCAAGGUAUUGGUGAUGUUGAUACGCCUAACGGGGCCAAGGUUGAUUCCCUUCCUGGACGACGUUGUAGCCGCCAUUUUCGCCGCCCUUGACAACUAUCACGGCUACCCCGUAUUUGUCGAGAGCCUGUUCUCUGUCCUCUCCGAGGUAGUCACCCAAGGCGUCAAAUCGGACAUGCUGCUUCUCGAGGGAUCCAACCAUCAAGCCGUCAGCCACCUCAAACGAGGCCCACAACCACUCGGCGUCGACACCAUCGUCGACACCCUCAACAAACGUGCCAAGCGAGCCAAGCGAGCCCGAGAAGAAGAAGAGGCCGAACCGUCCGAACCGCACCCCAAGAAACCCUGGGGCCCGGAUAAAACCAAAGAAGCAUCCCAAGCCAAGUCGCUUCUCGACCAAUUGGAAAACCCCGACCCGGACGAAGACGAAAAGGAAGGUGGUCUACCAGAUGACCCUUCCUCCGCCCUCGCCGCCCGCGAAGACGACGAAAAGAAGAACCAACCCUCCAACACGCCCACCUACGCCUUGCUCACCCGCGUCCUCACCCUCUCGCAGCACUACCUCACCUCUCCCACGCCUACCCUGCGGAAGUCUCUGCUAGACCUCGUGGCGACCGUUUCCCCUGCCCUAGCGCCGGACGAGAACGCCUUCUUGCCGCUGGUCCAUACGGUCUGGCCGGUCGUGGUAGCCCGGAUCAAAGACCCGGAACCGUUCGUGGCGAUUGCGGCAUGCAAGGCACUGGGAAGCAUGUGUGAAGCCGCGGGCGAUUUCAUGGCUAGUAGAUUCAAGCAGGAGUGGGGAGAUGGGAUGGCAAAGUGGUUGAGGGGGGUUAAGAGGGAGGCUGUCAAAGGGAGGGGGGAGAUGCCGAGGAGGACUGGGACGGGAGCUGGAAGGGCGUUCAUCACUGGUGGUAAGAAGGCCGAGGACAUGGAGAUUGUGUUGCCUAUUCGUGAUGUCAACGGUGGAGAGCUGAGCUCGAAGCAGUUGGUUUCGACAACGAGCUCUACCAGUGGGGCACUGGGCAGGUUCUCGCAGGCUCAUCAGUUGUGGGACGCGGCGCUGGGGUUGGUUACGGCCAUUCUGAAGUAUGUGAGGGUGGAUGACGAAAUGUUCGAUGAGAUGCUGGAGGUGGUGGUUGAUGUGUUACAUGAGCCGGAGAGGAGGGAGUUGAAGGAGGCGUUGGAGACGAUCAAUGCUGAUGCUGUUUGGUUGGCGUUGUAUGAGAGGGGGAGAGUGAAGGGGGUCAAGAGUACGCCACGGGCUGUGAAGGGGUUUGGGUUUGAGUUUGUCAGAGUAUCGGGUGUGGUGGCUUAAGAGAGACUGAACCCCUAUGAUGAUACAGGUAGUGUAGAUAUGUGCCUACAUGAUUCCAAUGAGUUUGUACAAGAUGAAUCGCGAUGUGAUCAAGAUCGAGCUUGACUUAAGAAAAGUGCAGGGUAAGUGACGAUAACCG